Molecule: messenger RNA, 823 nt
Organism: Fusarium oxysporum Fo47
Lineage: Eukaryota; Fungi; Ascomycota; Sordariomycetes; Hypocreales; Nectriaceae
Exons: 1
Coding region: 144-764 (206 amino acids)
Source: RefSeq, a predicted model, not a curated record
CAAACACCACCAAUCCUGGUCAACUGUAGCAACAAUAAAUAACCUCUCGCGACGUCCCUAAUUACCUCGAGGGACUUUUCUACGCGGCCUUCUUCAGAUUGCGCACAUCAGCAUUACCACAACUCAUCGCGACAAAACACACAAUGGCACCCGAACCUCCUCCACCUUUCCCAGUCGCAACAAACCGCGAUGCAAUCGCAAACACACUUUCACUCCUCCUCGCCUCCAGGACAUCCAUCGGGAAAUCUAUGCCCCUUAGUCGUGAUUUACCGCGCAAGCGACGCACUCUACCAGACGACAACGAUGACGAUCUUACCCGUGGCGCACGACCAAACGAAGGAUUAGGCUAUGUUCCUGAGAAGAAAGAUGUUCAGAAGUUUGCAAACUCAAAAGAGGAGAAGAUGUUAAGGGGCAGAUUGAACAAAGAUGCCAAGGGCAAUCUCAAGAAGAAGGUUGAGGAGAGUGAGAGUGAGGAUGAAGCUGGACGAAGUGCGCUAGGGAAAAGAAAGAGGCCUCGGAAGGAGAAGGAGAUUGAACCGGGGCCGGAGUCUGAGAAUCAGACUGCUCCUGUUACACCUGAGGAUAAGGAGGAGAACGAAAACGGGGAAGAGGCCGAGGUGGAUGUGAAUAUGAAAGACGCUGCAACACAGGAUGAACCUAGUUUGGGCGAUGGGCAGACAGAAAAGAAGCGGAAGAAGAAGAACAAGAAAAAGAAGAAGCAAAAGACAGCAAAUGCGGUGGCAGAGGUAGAGGCAGAGGCAUAAGAACAUUUAUAUCAGUUUUACAUCAAGAUACCCACCCAAUAGACAUAAACUUGACAACA